UCCUGGCCUGUGUGCUUGUCCCGGCCACGCUGCUCCUCUUCGUUGCGCUGCGGUCGCUGCGGGGUCGCUUCGUCGGGGAUGCUCUCCCGCUCGAUUCGUCUCUGCUGCGGCCGGCGCCCCCCAUCCCAGAGCCCAAGUAUUUCCACGAAUCCAGCGAUCGGUUUCAUGCCGAUCGGCGCUAUGCCCAGGACGUCGAAGAGUCCUUCAACGGAAGCGAGGAGCUGAUCCGCCGCCACUGCCUCUCCAGCCUCCACGCCGUCUUCGAGGCCUGGUCCCGCUUUGCCCAGCAGCACCAGAUCGAGCACUGGGUUGCCCACGGCUCUCUGCUCGGCUGGUUUUGGGGCCAGAAAAUCAUGCCCUUUGACGACGACAUCGACAUCCAGAUGAAGGCCUCCGAGCUGGUGCGCCUGGUGCCCUUCAACAUGACCAUGAUCGCCCCCUUCAUCCUGCUCGACGUCAAUCCGCACUUCCACGACCGAACCACAUACCCUGGCAACCCCAAUGUCAUCGACGCCCGCGUUAUCGACACCCGUACCGGCUAUUUCAUGGACAUCACUGGGCUGGCCCCCGUCCAUCCCUCACCGCAAGGACCCUUUGGAUCAUCGGCCGUCGUCUGGCAGUGCAAGUCUCCGUGGCAGUACCGAGCCGCCGAUCUCUUCCCGCUGGUUCCCACUCACUUUGAGGGCUUUGCGACCUUCCGGCCCCGCAACUACCACGGUGCUCUCGUCCAAGAGUAUCCGGCCUACCGGGUGCCGAGUUUCCGUUCCUAUGUGUUUGAUUUCGCCGAGCGAGCCUGGGUGCUCGCCAGCAGCAGCAAUCUGUCUCAGUUGAAUCGGAUCCCACCGCUGUCGUUCCUCCUGUGGUCCUUCUGGGUCGAAGCCUCGGCCUUGUCGAUGCUGCUGAAGCUCUCAAUCGGGUUUCUUCUGAUACUGCUUCUGGCAAUGCUGGCGUUGCUCGUGGCCCUGUCCAGGACCAGCACCCGCAUCGCCAAGGCCGCUCGCAAUAAAUGAUCUGCCUCGGCUGCUGUCCCUCUCUCUUUCUCUCCCU
Messenger RNA from Polychytrium aggregatum, 1047 nucleotides. RefSeq lists its product as uncharacterized. The transcript has a single exon. NCBI's taxonomy places the organism in Eukaryota, Fungi, Chytridiomycota, Chytridiomycetes, Polychytriales. Bases 354 to 1010 code for a protein of 218 amino acids. The record is from RefSeq and is a predicted model, not a curated record.